Molecule: messenger RNA, 1306 nt
Organism: Myxozyma melibiosi
Lineage: Eukaryota; Fungi; Ascomycota; Lipomycetes; Lipomycetales; Lipomycetaceae
Exons: 2
Source: RefSeq, a predicted model, not a curated record
UGUCUUCUGAGGAUUGAGUAUCCCGAUGAGGACGCGGACGGGGCCAGACUCGACCUCAGCUUGGCGAGCCAAUCAAUCUGGCGGCGGUGCGCACGUGCAGUUAAGGGCAGGUGCCAUAAAUGCGCAGCUGCAAUGCAGAUAUGCAGUCACAUGGUUCUAGAUCGUAGACUGCUUACGGAGAGCAAUCAGAUUAGAUGCAAGAUAAUAAGGCAACGCUGCCCUGUUAAUCUCUUUCUCCCUUUACUCGCUGUAGAACCACGUAUAAUUAGCAGACCUGUGCUUCCUACGCUGAGCAGAUAUGGACAGAAGAGGUUUACAUGCUGGCUCUGCACGAUCUACAGCAGACGUCUGUCGCUAAGCUUAAGCAGGUACGAAGUUAAGCGUGCCGCUCGCAUCGCAUACACGCUAUCUACAGCAUCGCGGAGUAGAUUGGACGACUGGGGUGGCUUUGGGUCGGACCGGAUGAUUAGAUCUGUGGAGCUUAUCGACGGCAGCAUGAUACGGCAAUCAGCAAUCAGCAAUCAGCAUCGACGGCGCCGAGAGUGCACUUGCGUGGGCAGUGACAGUGUUUACAAGACUACACGGCACUCAGUCUUAUCGAUAAUGUUUGUGGAGGAAGUGCUGGUUGUGGAGGGAGUGGAAUGUAAGGGAAAUUGGAUGGAGGCAGGAAGUGUUUGUGCAUCCACCGAGGCCGAUGACAACACCGACAGAGCGCAAAGUAUAACGGCACAACAACACACCACGUUUACCACCUUCACCACGAUCCUUGAUUCAGCUCGAUUUAUGUUUUUUUGUGCGCGUGAUCUGAAGAAGUACAUCGAUGUUCUUUUUAAUCCUCACGACUGCAUUUAUCCUACAACACCUACAAUCAGCAGUUGUUGAUGGGUUCUACAGAGUCUUGAGAUCAGAUGUCUGGGGACGUGGCGCACCUUUGCGGUUACAGCGCUCGAGGAGGCGGGCUCGACUGCUAUUCGCGGCCAGGCCUUUUAUCUGAUCUACUGCUUUCGUCGCGCUGUGGCUGGGGCAUCGUGAGGGGCUCGUGUCGCUGCUGCGUUGGCGCACCCGCUGUUACCCAGGUGCUUUGCGGGCUUUUCUUGCUUUUCUUGCUUUUUCUGACGGCGCCCACUAGCUGCAUCAGAUAACGUUGUUUACUUUCUCUGACGGAGCUGUUGAUGAUCAUACCUUGUGUGUUGAUGCUGGGCUGGUGCUGAUACCUUGGGGGUUGUUGAUCGGACAGUAAGCUGAUGCUGUCUUGGCCACGCUGUGCUGUGCUGCUGUGUUCACAUUCUAGGACAUUUGGAGGCAU